Molecule: messenger RNA, 1347 nt
Organism: Leptosia nina
Lineage: Eukaryota; Metazoa; Arthropoda; Insecta; Lepidoptera; Pieridae
Source: the annotation of a GenBank genome assembly
AUGAGCUACGAUAACGGUUCCGUUCUUACGUCCCCGAGUGAGUUUUUCGAAGGCGUGGGUCGUAUGUUUUAUCUUAUAGACCCCAAGAAAACGAGAUUUGAACGCAUCGAGGAUGUGCCAAAUUUUUAUGUACAGUCAUGGCCAUAUUUCUUCACCUUUAUGAUAUUGGAACACAUAGUUCUGAAACUUAAGGGUAAAAGAGGUAUUCGACUGAACGACGGAAUCACGAGCUUCUCAAAUGGAAUGUUCCUCGAAGGUGGCAGAAUGGUUUGGCGCGGCGCGGAAUUCUACGCCUAUACAUGGAUUUAUGAUAACUGGAAAAUGGUAGACUUGCCCUGGGACUCUACCUCCACCUGGUGUCUAGCUGCUCUGGGAAUGGAUUUCUGUUACUACUGGAUGCACAGAGCAUGUCAUGAAAUCCACGUCCUUUGGGCUCAACAUCAAGUGCAUCACACGUCAGAAGACUUCAAUAUGGGUGUUGGUAUUCGGCAGUCGGUUCUCCAAGGAUGGUGUGGUUUUGUUUUCUACCUACCUCUGGCAUUAGCUAUACCACCGGCCCAGUUUUUGGUUCACCACCAGUUUAGUUAUUUGUACAUGUUCUGGCUUCACACGGAAGCUGUGAACCGACUGGGCCCAUUGGAAUACUUUUUAAAUACUCCGAGUCAUCAUAGAAUACACCAUGGAAGCAACCCGUAUUGUAUUGACGUCAAUUACGGCGGAGUGCUUAUUAUCUGGGAUAAGCUGUUUGGUACAUUCAGAGAGGAGAGGGACACUGAUCGGAUCGUCUAUGGCCUCAUUUAUCAACAGCCUUCGUUUAAUCCGCUUCACUUACAGACAUUUUACAAUAAGUACGUAGUAGAUAAAUACAAGGAGUACACGACCUGGAAUCAUAAAUUGCACGCAGUUUUCAAUAGGCCGAGCUGGAAACCUGAAAAAUAUCUUCGCUUCCAGGACAUGCCAGAAGACCCGGAGCUAUUCCUUCGUGUUAAAUACGACGUAGUUCUUCCGAAGUGGUGCACCAUGUACUUGCUGAGUCACUACGCACUGGUAUUACUAGGAUUCUAUCGCUUAUCUGUGCUCCACUUGACUUUGUCACCCAUCGCCGUUCUAGCCUUCGUCUUAUACCUCUUGGGUUCUCUGACAGUAUUCGGAAUGAUUCUUGAUGCCUCACCAAAAGCACCGUUCCUGGAACUCGUGCGUUGUUUAGUCCUAAUCUGUGCUACUUCACUUGUACCAUCUAUUAGAUUAAACAUGUUCUCUCAAAUGUUCUAUGUAUCUUCAGCUAUAUUUUGGUUUUUGUUUGUAUACAAAACUAUUGUCAUUAAGGUUGAAAAGAAAGUUGAAUGA